AUGCCCAAGUCAAAUCUAGAUCUCGUUUGCGAAUGCGAUAACUUCCCCUAUUAUGAGGACAACCGCGCCGCCUACACGGAGAGCCUCAACAACUACCACGCCUUCCGAGUGUCCGGCUGCGAUGCCACGCUAGGAUAUGUCCUGAACUCGGUGAUCGACAAGUUCCCGUGGUCAAAGCACUGGGCCAUUGACUCCGCCGCGAAAACUUUGACCCUGUUGACGCCGGCAGAUGCAGACCCCACUCUCCGCAGCAAGUUGGUCGCGGAGAGCAUCGGGGACGCCGUCAAGCAGGGAAGCUUCGAGGUUCUGAAGGGAUGGCGCAAUGAGAACUAUCCCGUUUUCGGACCCGGUGGUGAAUACCUACUCGAGAUGGAGCGCUGUGCCUCAUGUCUUUUCGGCAUCGUCACCUACGGCGCCCAUAUGACCGCAUACGUGGAGGAUGCGACAGAGUUGAAGAUAUGGGUUCCACGCCGUUCAAAGGACAAGCAAACGUACCCCAGCAUGCUAGACAACACCGUCGCAGGCGGAAUGUGCACCGGCGAGAAACCGUUCGAAUGUAUCGUCCGCGAAGCAAUGGAAGAAGCCUCUCUCCCCGAAGAUGAUAUCCGGCCCAAGAUCACCGCCAGGGGCUGUGUGACGUACCACCAUGUGCGCGAUCCCCGCGCUGGUGGCGAAACCGGUCUCUUGCAGCCGGAGGUCGAGUACGUCUACGAUCUGAAGCUUGAUGCGUCGGUGGUACCCCGGCCCGGUGACAACGAGGUCGAGGAGUUCAAGUUGCUUUCUAUUCCUGAGGUGCAGGAGGCGCUUGCGCGGGGUGAGUUCAAGCCGAACUGCGCCGUCAUUAUAAUUGACUUCUUUAUUCGGCAUGGUCUGCUCACGGCGGAGAAUGAGCCGGAUUAUUUGGAUAUUGUGGCGCGCUUGCAUCGUCGUUUGGAAUAUCCAACUGCAUCGCAUUGCCAGAAGUAA
This is a messenger RNA of Penicillium cinerascens, 966 nucleotides long. RefSeq names its product thiamine pyrophosphokinase-related protein. Lineage: Eukaryota; Fungi; Ascomycota; Eurotiomycetes; Eurotiales; Aspergillaceae. Bases 1 to 966 code for a protein of 321 amino acids. The transcript has 2 exons. Gene Ontology annotation, molecular function: 8-oxo-dGDP phosphatase activity. The record is from RefSeq and is a predicted model, not a curated record.